This is a messenger RNA of Penicilliopsis zonata CBS 506.65, 1824 nucleotides long. RefSeq lists its product as hypothetical. Gene Ontology annotation, molecular function: beta-glucosidase activity. NCBI's taxonomy places the organism in Eukaryota, Fungi, Ascomycota, Eurotiomycetes, Eurotiales, Aspergillaceae. The transcript is spliced from 3 exons. The record is from RefSeq and is a predicted model, not a curated record. Gene Ontology annotation, biological process: glucan catabolic process. Bases 1 to 1824 code for a protein of 607 amino acids. Gene Ontology annotation, cellular component: cell surface; extracellular region.
AUGCCCAGACCCGGUCAACCGGGUCGGAUCGUCUCCGGAUCCUAUUUGGAAGAAGGCAUGGGCCCGGACAUGAACAUGCGGCGUCGUGGUGGCGGUGGCGGUAAUGGGGCAGAUCAUCCUGCGGCAGGACCGAAAUCUCUGAAACAAGGUCGCAGUGGUGGUCGGGGCGGGAAAAGACCGGCCGGCAACAGGAGGAGACGGAACCGGCCGUUCUGGAAGCAGAAGAAAUGGAUCUGGGUUGGCAUUGUGGCUGCUGUUGUUGUCGCUGUCGCGGUCUCGGUCCCCCUCGCCUUGCUUCUGCAUAAAAAGAACAAGAGUUCCGAUUCUGCCUCGUCGUCAGACUCUGGAUAUGAUGCGUUGACCGCGAACCUGGCUUCAAUCAGCCCUGAUAGCAUCCCGGCAUCUGCAAAGGGCACGUAUCUAGACCCGUACACCUGGUAUGAAACCAUUGGCUUCAAUAUAACCUACACGUCGGCCACGGUCGGUGGUCUAUCGAUCAUGGGAAUCAAUUCCACCUGGGAUGACUCGGCCAGGCCGAACCCGUACGUGCCUCCGCUGAACGAAUCGUUUCCGUAUGGAACUCGACCAAUCCGCGGUGUGAAUCUGGGCGGUUGGCUGGCUAUCGAGCCGUUUAUCGUGCCGUCCUUGUUUGACGAUUACUCGUUGGACCAGGGGAUCAUCGAUGAAUGGCACCUGACCCGGCAACUAGGUAGCUCGGCGAACCGGACCAUCGAGGCGCACUACGCGACGUUCAUCACCGAGGAGGACUUUAAGGAGAUUGCAGAGGCGGGCCUUGACCAUGUUCGGUUGCAAUACUCGUACUGGGCCGUGACAACGUACGAGGAAGAUCCGUAUGUGCCCAAGAUCUCAUGGCGAUACCUCUUGCGGGCGAUCGAAUGGGCGAGAAAGUAUGGCUUGCGAGUUAACCUGGACCUGCAUGGGAUUCCGGGCAGUCAGAACGGAUGGAACCAUAGCGGCCACCAGGGUUUGAUCCGGUGGUUGAACGGCACGCACGCCGAACUUAACCGUAACCGGUCAAUCGAGAUCCACGACCAGCUCUCCCAGUUCUUUGCGCAGGAUCGGUACAAAAACGUCGUCACCCUCUACAGCCUGGUCAACGAGCCCCUCAUGCUCGAUCUCCCCAUCGCCGCCGUCCUGAACUGGACCACAGAGGUGACGGAGCUGGUCCAGAGCAACGGCAUCACCGCCUGGGUCGUCUUUCACGACGGCUUUCUCAACCUUGACAAAUGGGACUACAUGCUCAAGGACGCUCCGUCGGGUAUGAUGCUCGACACACAUCAAUACACCAUCUUCAAUACGGCAGAAGUCGUGCUCAACCACACCGCUAAGAUCGCCUUGAUCUGCGACAGUUGGUACCCCAUGAUUGAAGCCAUCAAUGUAACCAGCACAGGCUGGGGACCAACCAUCUGCGGCGAAUGGUCCCAAGCCGACACAGACUGCGCCAAGUACCUGAACGACGUGGGCACCGGGACCCGCUGGGAAGGCACGCUGCGCUCGGUCGACGGGACAGCCUACUGUCCCACCGCAAGCGCAGGGACAUGCAACUGCACACUGGCCAACGCAGAUGUCUCCGAGUAUUCGACCGAGUACAAGAAAUGGCUCCGAACGUACGCCGAGGCGCAGAUGUCCGCCUUUGAGACGGCCAUGGGCUGGUUCUACUGGACGUGGCACACUGAGUCGGCCGCCCAGUGGAGCUACAAGGUCGCCUGGAAGAACGGCUUCAUGCCCGAGAAGGCCUACAAGCCUUCCUUCGUCUGUGGCGAUGAUAUCCCUGAUUUUGGCGAUCUGCCUCAAUACUACUAG